Myripristis murdjan (pinecone soldierfish) is the source of this 3829-nucleotide messenger RNA. RefSeq names its product signal transducer and activator of transcription 6, interleukin-4 induced (gene stat6). The coding region runs from base 387 to 2675 and encodes 762 amino acids. The record is from RefSeq and is a predicted model, not a curated record. Gene Ontology annotation, molecular function: DNA-binding transcription factor activity; DNA binding. Gene Ontology annotation, biological process: regulation of DNA-templated transcription; signal transduction. NCBI's taxonomy places the organism in Eukaryota, Metazoa, Chordata, Actinopteri, Holocentriformes, Holocentridae. The transcript has 20 exons.
UAUUCCAGGUGAGUCGUGUGUGAACGUGAACGUGAGCGCAGGAAACAGGCUGCGCUUGCCCAUAACGGAGGUGGCACACUUUGCGUAAUAGGGAAGUAAUCACUUUCUGCUGCGUUUUUAAAACUAGUGCGGCUCGGCCGUCUCGCUGUGAAUUAUUCGAAGCUCAAAGUCAGUUUCUCCAAAGUUCAAACGACUAGAGGCGACCAGGCUUUCAAGACCGACAGCAGACACACAUCAGCGAUGGACAGCGUCAAGAAUAUUCAGUAAAAAUAUCCGGACUUGUAACUCACAUAUGAUACACAAGUGGGGGAAGAGGACACCAUAACAGCUUUACAUGUUUUUUAAAAAAUGAGCUGUUGAUAUUUAGUCGAAGCUCCUGCUUGACCAUGGCCCAGUGGACACAGAUGCAAAUGCUGAUUCAGUACCUGCCUGAUCAGACAAUCAACGAGCUCUAUUCUGCCACUACCUUUCCCAUAGAAGUCAGAUAUUUUUUGGCUGACUGGAUUGAGGAACAGAGAUGGGAGGACUUCGAAGUGGACAAUGUGGACCAGAAGGUGCAGGCCGAGUCUCUGCUGGAACAGAUCAUCGCCAAGCUGCAGACGAAGGCUCAGGAGAUAUCCAACGUGGUGGACAAGAUGAAGCUGAUGCAGAUCAGCAGGCACAUGAGCAUGUUCAGCUCGCAGCCUCUGCAGUUUGCCACGAUGGUCAGAGACAUCCUGAGGAAGGAGAGGGUCCUGCUCAGCACGGCUUCCUCCCAGAUCCCCAACCUUCAACAAUUCCCCCACUUCUCAAGUAGAGAGGUGGUCUCCACUGCUCCCAACAUGCGGGACGUGGAUCACCUGGUCCUGAAGGUGCUGGAGCUGCAGGAGUGCCGGAAGAGAAUCCAUCACCUGCAGGAGGAGCUCAACUGGGAGAGACAGAACUUUGAGUCUUUACACGGUCCGAUCCAACAGAAUGGACUGGACCCACAAAACUCUGAACUGCAGAAAAUUCAGACCCACAUCCAGCAGCUGGAGUACAAUGUGAAGACCAUUGCCAAGAAUCGAUUCCAGCUGCUGCAGGAGACAGUGGACUGUCUGGACCAGUGUCAGGCGCGUCUGAUCAGCAGGCUGAAGGCGUGGAGGUGGGAGCAGCACCAGGCCACCAUUGGACUUCCCUUUGACGACAACCUCAGUCCCCUGCAGACCUGGUGUGAGCAGCUACUUGGGGUGAACGGAAAGCUGAGACAGGAAGUGAUGCUGAUGGGAGAACCGAUCCCAGAGCUCCAGGAAAAACUGGCGCGGCUCCUGCAGGCUCUGAUUCAAAGCUCUCUGAUGGUGGACAAGCAGCCCCCUCAGGUUAUUAAGACUCAGUCGAAGUUCUCCACCACUGUGCGCUACCUCCUGGGGGAGAAAGUGGCUCCGGGGAAGCCUGUGAUGGUGAAGGCGCAGAUCAUCACUGAAAUGCAGGCCAGGAGUCUGGGCCAAAUGGGCACUGUACCCAGCGAGAACGUCGGGGAGCUGAUCAACAACUCGGCCAUCUUAGAGCACAACACAGCCAGCAAGAGCACAUGUGCCACUUUCAGGAAUAUGUCCAUCAAGAAGAUCAAGAGGGCGGACAGAAAGGGAUCGGAGUCUGUGACGGAGGAGAAGUUUGCUCUCCUCUUCUCGGCAGAGAUCACCAUCACAGGCUGCGACAAGCCCUACAAGAUACAGAUGAUCUCGCUGCCGGUGGUCAUCAUUGUCCAUGGUAGUCAAGACAACAAUGCUCUGGCCACCAUCAUAUGGGACUGUGCCUUUUCUGAACCAGACAGAAUCCCGUUCGUGGUGCCGGAGCGCGUGCCCUGGAAGAGGAUGUGCAUGAUCCUCAACAGCAAGUUCACCUCUGAGAUCCAGACACAGCACAACCUGGACCAGUACAACCAGCACUUCCUGGCCCAGAAGAUCUUUGACAAGCACGACAUCUCCGGGGACUUCAGUAACAUGAUGGUGACCUGGGCCCAGUUUAAUAAGGAGGUUCUCCCAGGGCGGCAGUUCACCUUUUGGCAGUGGUUUGAAGGAGUGAUGGAACUGACCAAGAAGCACCUGAAGACCUACUGGUCUGAUGGGCUGAUAUUUGGCUUCAUCGGGAAGCAGCAUCUACACCUGAUCCUCAAAGACCGGCCCAACGGGACGUUCCUGCUUCGCUUUAGUGACUCUGAGAUCGGAGGCAUCACGAUCGCUUACGUGUCUGCUUCAGAGAACGGGGGACAGAAAAUCCAGAACAUUCAGCCCUUCACCAAGAGAGACCUUGACAUCCGUUGCCUUGGCGACCGCAUCCGAGACAUCGACCACAUCACAUUUCUGUAUCCCGAAUAUCCUAAACAUGAUGUUUUCAAAAAAUACUACACAGAGACGGACGACCAUCUACCUUCACCCAACCGUGGCUACAUCCGUGUGUCACUUCAGACUAAAGUGGGCGUGGAAGCUGGCUCAGCCUCACCCACUGUCUCCAGUUUGCCACCUCACAGUGACAAUCCUCUCAACCUUGGCUAUCCCGUGCAACAGUUCCAGCAGUCUUUCUCCGCAGACUCGCUGGUUGAUGGGAACCCCACUCCUCCCGUGGAGUUUGCCAGCCCCAACCACGCUGCUGUCUUCAAUGAGAGCCCGCAUCAGAAUAUGGAUAUAGAUUUUAUUCUGAGUACCUUGGAGGAUUAGGAACAAACCAUGUGGGAGGUGAAACAGCAUCUUUAGACUCUGGAUUCUGGCAAGAGCCAAGCCAAACUCUCUUCUUUUCCUUACCUUGUGAUAAAAAAAUGACUAUUUUGUGUUUGCACACACGAGUUUGUGCCAUUGUCGUAUUAACUCAAGGGAGACACGUCUAACUUCUAGGAGACUCGAGAUGCUGAGCCCGUGCAACAAGAAGUGGACGAAACAUUUUGCGGACAAUGCACAGCAUGAGACUGAGAGCAAGCCUCAGUGAAACCGACCAAAUGGUCACACUCGUCAGACAUCCGUGCCUUAAUCUACGCCUUAAAUCCUGUUUUUUUCCUCACAUCCUCCUGAAUUCACAUGUAUUGUUUUCUUAUCUGUUUAUACUACAUUCCUUGGAUUUAUGUAAGAUACAAGCGAGUUACUGUAUUAAUUUCGGCGCUUCUCAAAAAUGGAAAACAUCAGAUGGUGGUGAUGGAGUGGUGAGAUGACGUAACCAGCUGAUUGACAGCUGCCAAAGACGCUUUUGAGUUGAUGGAACGUGCAUGUGAGACUUUGAAACCUGUUGCAUGUUUUGUUUGUGAUUAUACAGUCAGGUGAUUUUGAAUAGAACAGUAUUUUCCAAUCCUACAUAACUUUGUCAAUAAAAGCCUGGUUUAGCAAUAGCUGAAGUAUUUUACACACUGAAUCAUAUGGAGCAGGAGGAGGAAAAUGUCCAUGCAACACCAUAAAGAAAGGGACAUGAAUCUCCCCCUUACUCUCUCUGUUGAUUUACUCCACUUAUUUGGCAGCAGUGAGGACGGUGAUGGUGGUGAUAAUGUUGACAUUAAUAUCUGUUUUUGUGUAUCAGUCAGGUGUAUUCUGCAUUUUCUAUUGGUUUCUGUUAUAUUUCUCUCUCUAUUUUAAUCUUUUUAUAGCUAAUCUCAGUAAAUAAUUUGACAUGGAGCUUACUCAGUAUGUACUAUGAGCUAGUUCUCGAUUAAAAAAAUGUUUUUCUUAAGGGAAUUUUCCACAUAUUUGUAAUUUUUAUUUUUCUAUUUUUUCUAUAAUAUUCAUAUUCCUGCCUGUUGCAGUUGUGCAGUAUGUCUGUCUUCAGUCCUAACUUUGUUACAGUGAAAUGAUCAAAAGGAUAUUAAAAGCAUUCCUCACUUAUUCUUGAA